GGGCCAUUAACAUGAAUGUGACUUGCAUCCCGCAUUUCUGUUGUGUAGAGCCAUUCUAAACAUUCCUUUGAAUUAGCGAGAGUUCACUGCACUAGGCACAGUUCCAAGGGACUCUUAAUGCGCUGAUCAUGUUCUUAGGGCUGAAUUCGUUAGUCAGACGGCCUAGAAAGCAUAUCAUCAUUCUAUACAGACCCAUAUUUUUCAGUUUCCUUAGCAAUAUUGAGACUUAUAUUGUGACUUGUGAGUCGUAUAAGCCGAUGAUGCAAAAUUGAAGACUUUUCGGCAUUCAUUACUUUCUAUCGGUUCACCGGUCUUUAUGGAAGAUAUGUUCUAUGGAAUGAAUUCUACUGCUCCGACCUUCACUUCGGUAUUAGAAGGUUUUUGUGAGAAUAAUAGUGUCAGUAACAAUGAUAACGAUCAUCAACUAAUGUUGGAAGAAUCUUUGAGAAUGCUGAUCAGCACAGAGACAUCAAUGAUCGUUGGAUCUAAUGAUCACAAUGAUGAGGUAUAUGAUGCUAUCAAAGCAAAGAUUGCUAGUCAUCCUCUUUAUCCAAGCUUGGUACACGCCUUCUUACAAUGUCGUAAGGUCGGGGCACCACCAGAGACAUGUUCGCUUAUUGACAAGGUCUCCAUCCAGCAGCAACAACAACGUGCUUUUAUUACUACCGGUGAUAAUUACCAUGACCCUACCGCUAGCCCAGAUUCUGAACUCGACCAAUUCAUGGAAUUAUACUGCCUGGUUUUACGCAAUUACAAGGAUGAAUUGUCCAAGCCAUUCAAGGAAGCAACGACUUUCUUGACCGAUAUCGAAAGACAGCUUAGUACACUGCUACUUUAUAGUGACACUACAUCAACCACCUUGACAACUACUACUGCUACUUCUUCCUUCAAUUAUCCUCCGGCAACUACCACAAUGUCUUCGGAAGAACAAAGCUGUUAUUCUUUGGAAGCAUCAAAAAGUGGUACCAGUGAAUUAAAUGCUAUGUCGUGUAUGUACAUCGGGGCGGAUAGGGGACUUAAAGACAUCCUCCUGAACAAGUACGGUGGUUAUCUUUGUGAUCUCAGGAAAGAAUUUACCAAGAAAAGAAAGAAAGCAAAACUGCCCAAGGAUUCCAGAACCACACUGCUAGACUGGUGGAAAACCCACUCUAGAUGGCCUUAUCCCACGGAAGAGGAGAAAAUGAAGUUAAUUGAAGAGACUGGACUAGACCAUAAACAGAUUACCAACUGGUUUAUCAACCAGAGGAAACGACAUUGGAAGCCGUCUGAAGACCCACACUUUCAUCGGUUGCUCUCAUCAUGAAUGGCUGGGCCUGGGUAGCUACAAUAGCAACAUAAAACAAUUUUUAUCUGAGCAUCUAAAAUCAACUUACUUGCAGAUAUAUGAAUGGGAAUUCCCCAAAAAUAUUGUUCACUUUCUUAAUUUUCCAGUAUCUAGAUAAAUUCUAAUCAAUCUUCUUCCGAUA
Messenger RNA from Papaver somniferum (opium poppy), 1466 nucleotides. RefSeq names its product homeobox protein knotted-1-like 1. Gene Ontology annotation, molecular function: DNA binding. Bases 317 to 1303 code for a protein of 328 amino acids. Gene Ontology annotation, cellular component: nucleus. NCBI's taxonomy places the organism in Eukaryota, Viridiplantae, Streptophyta, Magnoliopsida, Ranunculales, Papaveraceae. The record is from RefSeq and is a predicted model, not a curated record. Gene Ontology annotation, biological process: regulation of DNA-templated transcription. The transcript is spliced from 6 exons.